Messenger RNA from Caenorhabditis angaria, 3039 nucleotides. Lineage: Eukaryota; Metazoa; Nematoda; Chromadorea; Rhabditida; Rhabditidae. The record is from the annotation of a GenBank genome assembly.
AUGUUCUCUUGGAUCGGUUGAUAUCAAUCAAAUAAUGAUCUUUUAUGAUAGUUCAAUGUUUUUCUUUUUCCAAUUAUUGAUUUCUUGUAUUUUUUAAAGUAUAAUACUAUGGUUGCAUUAUUCUAAUAUUGCAUCAUUACAGUUCGUUUGCACAUAAUGUCACUAUUAUCACAUCUGGGAAAAAUAUGCUGCUCAAAAUGUUCUUCAAUACCAUCUUCUUCAUCUAGAUUAUUUUGUUCAAUUAGUCGGAUACCCAAAGCAAAGUCAAGGAUUUUUACGCGCCGCAAAAACACAUGCAAAACAAACUUUUAGAAAUGUUAGUAUUGUUGAAACAAAACGCGAAUCUUUCAAGUUGAAAAAUGCGACAUGGAAGGAUAUGAAAGAGAUUUUCUCAUUAGCUGGACCUUAUAAAGGCAGAAUUAUGCGUAAGUAUUUAGAUUUCAAAAAAAAACGAGAAUAAAAAAUAUUUUUCAGUUGGUAUUUCAUUUUUGGGAGUGAGUAGUUCGAUUUUUCUGCUAACUCCACGAGUUUUGGGAAAAUUGAUUGAUGAAUGGGAUGAUACAAAGAAACAAGAUCCAAAUAAUCCUGAUAAAACUCUCGAACUCGCCAGAUUCUUCAAAGCCAAUCCAGCUGCAUUGGUAGCGAUUUUAUUUCGUUGGAGCGGCUGCAAUUGCAGCAAGAGUUUAUUGUAUGCAUACAGCUGGACAAUUAGUUAUUAAUGAUUUAAGAAAAUCAGUUUUUCGUUCGGUUCUUCGACAGGAUAUGGCAUUUUUUGAUAAGAAUAAAGUUGGCGAGAUUGUUUCCCGAUUAUCAACUGAUGCUUUGAUUGUUGGUUAUUCAGUUUCUAUGAAUUUGUCAGAUGGUGCAAGAGCUUUGAUAACAUGUUUAGGAUCGGGUGGAUUAAUGGUAAGGAAUUCAAAUACAGUUUUUUUCAAAACCCGAAUAUAAUUUCAAAUGUUUACCAGGUAUAUACUUCAUUGGCAAUGUGUAAAGUGAUGUUCGUAGUUAUCCCAAUAAUUGUCGGAACUUUUGCGGUAUUUGGUAAACUUCAACGAAAAUACACUUUAAUGAUGCAAGAAGCAGUUGCUGGAGCAAAUCAAGUUGCAACAGAACGUCUUUCAAGUGUUCGAACUGUUCGAAUGUUAGUUGCCGAAAAGAAAGAACAACAAGCCUAUGCAGAUAAAAUUAAUGAUAUUUGGGGAAUUUCGAAAAAAGAAGGGUUGGCCAAAGGUUGCAUGUUUGGAUCCGUAUGUUUAUUUUUGAAUAAGUUUUUAAUGGGCUCUCAAAAUGAUGUUUCAGUUCCAAUUUACUGGCUACAUCGCUUUAUCAACCAUUUUGUUCUACGGAAGUAAUUUGAUUAGUCAAGGAUUGUUGACAUAUGGUGAAUUAUCCUCAUUUUGUUUAUAUGCGGUUUUGAGUGCGGCGAGUUUAUCCAACAUUUCCGGGUUCUAUUUGGAGUUGAUGAAGGGACUUGGAGCGAGUUCGAGGCUUUUCGAAUUGAGAAAUCGAAAACCGAUUAUUCCGUUGGAAGGUGGAAUUUUGAAGGGAAAUGUUGUUGAGGCAAUCAAGUGAGUUAUUAUUCAAAAAAAAACGGAUAUUUUUUUUCGAAAAAAAAACUACGAAAAAGCUUUAAGCGAAGGCUGCAAAUGAAAAAAAAACUGCCGCGAUUCAAAAUUUUUCAGAAAUGACACAAAUGAGUAACCCCAAAUAAAACGGAAACUCACGUUGUUUUCUGAAACGGCGCCUGAUUGGAAUAUUGUUUUUAUUAGAAAUGCCAAAUUUUAUGUCUCUUCUCAAAUUGAAAACAAUUAUAGCGUGAACCUAAAUACGUGUUCAUUAAUUGAAACGAGCAAGCGUUUCGCAUUUUUAUAAAUUUAAAAAUUGCAUCAUGGGACAAGAAUUCUAACAAGGCAUGUUUCACAGUAUAUUUAAAAACACAUCCAUAUAACUUUCGGUUAUAAAUAAAAUAGUUUUUUUUCAGAUUCGAACGUGUUGCUUUCGGUUAUGCUGAUCGUGAUCCAUUAUUCCACAACAUUACAUUUGAUGUUCCCGCUGGAAAAAUCACAGCCGUCGUCGGUUCAUCCGGUUCUGGAAAAUCGACAUUAGCCAGUCUUCUUCUUCGCCUUUACGAUCCAACUGGUGGAAAGAUUACUGUAGAUGGUGUCGAUUUGAAAACAAUAGAUCCAUCAUUUUGGAGAAGACAUAUUGGAACAGUCGGACAAGAACCUGUGCUUUUCUCGACAACUAUUCGUGAAAAUAUUAUUUACGGAUCUGAACAACCGGAAAAAGUCACCGAAGCAGAAGUAGGUUUAUUCUGUUGUUUUGUUUUUUGAUCAACAGCUGAGAACUUGAAAAUUAAACAAAUGAUUGAUCUUUGAGUUCUUAUCAUAUCAAUUGAAACAUUGAUACAAAUUUGUUUAGUAUAGUAACAAAUUAGAAGGAAAAAGGGGCUUUUUCAGAUUUUGUCGGCUGCCGAACAAUCAAAUGCUGCUGAUUUUAUUGAUGCUUUCCCCGAAAAAUACGAGACUAAAGUUGGUGAACACGGUUCGACUUUGAGCGGAGGACAAAAACAACGGAUUGCUAUCGCUAGAGCACUUGUUAAUGUGAGUUUUCGUAUUUAGAAAGAAAUGUUUCGAGAAUAAAAUUCCGAAAUUUUUUAAUAUCCACAAUAUUAUUUUUCAGAAUCCAAAUAUUCUAAUAAUGGACGAAGCAACAUCUGCUCUCGAUGCAACAUCCGAAUAUCAAGUCAGAGUCGCAUUGAAUAAAUUGUUAGCAAAUAGUAAUCAAACAGUUUUGAUUAUUGCUCACAGGUUUGAUUUUUGUUCUUUCUCUUCUUUUUUCUGCAAAAAACACUUUUUCUCAAAUAAUUGUUUUCCGUUUUCUAGACUUUCAACCAUCAAACAUGCCGAUCAAAUAGUUGUUGUCGACAAAGGAAGUGUUGCCGAACAUGGAAGUUAUGAUGAACUUAUGAAAAUACCUGAUGGUAUUUUCGCAAAACUCGUCGAAAAACAAACUUUCGGCUUUAAAGAAUCUUAUUAG